AAUGAUCAUUAAAAAGUCAAAGUUUAAUGCUGUAAAAUAUAUUUAGGAGCGAUCAAAUACAUUAUUAAAUGUGAUUCUCUGCUCCAUUAAUUAUUUUCAUCGAGUUAAACAUCAUGAAUGGUGACGGUUGUUAUUUAACAUGCGGAGUUGUUAUGGAAUGGACAAAUUCACAGGGUUCAAUUGUGAGAAAAGUCAAUCACCGUACAGCAACUUGCCGUAUUAUAAGAAAUAGUCUUCAGCAAUUGUUAAUUGAAGUUGGAACAGAAAAAUCAAAUAGUAAUGUUAAAUUUCAUUUGCAAGAUAUUUCAUUGUUUAAUAGAUUUAUGGGAGAAGGGAAAGCUACGAUAAAAUUUAAGCUAGAGAAAUGUACUCUUUAUUUAUCCAAUGCUCCCGCUGGCCAACUCAUUAAUUUUUUAAAAAUGAUUUUUAUUAAAAUGCAUGGAAAGGAUGAUGAUAAGCCAUUUAUAAAUUCUAUAAAAGAAAAGUUAUUAGGUAAUCAAGGUACUUAUGCGGAAGACAUUAGUCCUGCUUCAAUCGCCGAAAUAAAAAGGGCUAAAGAAAAAGCCGUUUCACGUAGUACUAUCACGACACCCUCGCCAUCCAAUGUACGAAAAAGAAAACUUAAUGCAGAAAAUACCGCAUCGUUAAGUGCAAAAAUUCCUAAAGCCAAAAAACUUUUUAAUAAUCCUACUUUGCAAGAAACGACUGAAGAGCAAUCAAGAAUAUUACAGUGUGUCUUAAGCGGAAAAAAUAUAUUUUUCACGGGUAGUGCGGGUACGGGGAAGUCGUUUCUUCUUAAGAAAAUUGUUUCAGCCUUACCACCGGAUGUAACAAUGGUUACAGCGAGUACAGGAGUGGCAGCGUGUCAUAUAGGAGGAAUUACUUUGCAUCAAUUUGCAGGUAUCGGCUUAGGAAUGGGAACGAUGGAGAGAUGUAAACAAAUCGUUUCAAAAUCAGUAGCUGGCACAAAUUGGAGAAAAAUUAAACAUUUAAUUAUUGAUGAAAUUUCGAUGGUAGAUGGAGACUAUUUUGACAAAAUUGAAGCCGUUGCUAGAUUCGUAAGAAACAGUGAAAAACCAUUUGGUGGUAUACAAUUAAUUUUGUGCGGAGAUUUUUUUCAACUACCACCUGUUUCCAAGAGAGAUGAAAAGGUAAAAUUCUGCUUUCAAAGCCAAGCGUGGAAUAAGUGUAUUCACAUUAAUUUUGAACUUAGAACUGUUCAUCGUCAAACAGACCAAAAGUUUAUUAAUAUACUGAAUAAAGUAAGAGUAGGACAAGUAACCGAUGAAAUUAGCGAAGUGCUAAAGAGUACUUCUAAACAAAAAAUUGAAAUAGGUGGUAUUUUAGCAACUCGACUAUGCUCUCAUAUAAAUGAAGCUAAUGAAAUUAAUGAAACUCAAUUGAAUAAAUUAUCAGGUAUUUCUAAAGUUUAUAUGGCACAAAAUUCAGACGAAUCUAUGAUGAAAAUCUUAGACCAACAAUUAUCCGUGCCAAAUAAACUUAUAUUAAAGGUUGGAGCUCAAGUUAUGUUAUUGAAAAAUCUUAAUGUAAAUAAAGGACUUGUAAAUGGAGCUAGAGGCGUCGUUGUUCAAUUCGAAGAUGAUAUACCAGUCGUACAUUUUCGUACAAGUAGCAAUUACAAAGUUAAAAUGGAAAAAUGGAGCAUUAAAGUUGCGGGUGGAGCAAUUGUAUAUAGAAAACAAAUACCAUUGAAACUCGCUUGGGCUUUUUCCAUACAUAAAAGCCAAGGAUUGACAUUAGAUUGUGUUGAAAUGAGUCUCGCUAGAGUAUUCGAUGCCGGACAAGCAUACGUAGCACUAUCGAGAGCUCAGAGUUUACAAACGCUAAGGGUUUUAGAUUUUAGUGCUCAACAAGUAUGGGCGAACAAAGAAGUAUUAAAUUUUUAUAAAAAAUUUCAAAAACAAAUAGAGCUAACGAAGAUAAUUCCUUUAGGGAAAAAGUUGAACUUCGUGUGAUAUUUUAAUGUGCAUUAUUAAGAGGAUGGCGUUGUUGAAAAUUCUUUGGAAAUAAUUAAAUUUCGUCGCUAUCGAAUUAAUUAGAAAUUGAUCUAGUUAUUUUCAAGAAUAAACAAAUGAUCGUCUUGACUAAUCUAAAUUGAUUAAUUAAAAACAAAAACAACAAAAA
This is a messenger RNA of Ceratosolen solmsi marchali, 2145 nucleotides long. It is a transcript of the gene Pif1, whose product is annotated as Pif1 DNA helicase. Gene Ontology annotation, biological process: telomere maintenance; DNA repair. The coding region runs from base 114 to 1976 and encodes 620 amino acids. Gene Ontology annotation, molecular function: DNA helicase activity; ATP hydrolysis activity. The transcript is spliced from 2 exons. The record is from RefSeq and is a predicted model, not a curated record. NCBI's taxonomy places the organism in Eukaryota, Metazoa, Arthropoda, Insecta, Hymenoptera, Agaonidae.